UCUGUUAGGCGCCCAAGCUUCGGAGAAAGACAUGCCUCCAAGACAAGAAAAUUUGUGGUCCCUUAUUGUGACCAACGAUGCAAUUUUCAUUGUGCAAAAGUUCAUCCAGGCUGCAGUUUACGUCUCUGUAAGAAGUUUAAGAGUUCGUGAAACUUACAGAGAAAACGCUCAGUUUUAUUUCAAGAUCUUGGCAUUUUUAAACUUUGUUCAAUGGGUGGACACCCUGGUGAAUGUGGAAAGUGACUUGGUUCUCAACAAAGCAAGAAUUACGUACGGCGAAUGGUUUGUCGUGUUGGAACUGAUUUACAAGGCGCUCACCAUCGACUAUCGUCUCUUGUGUUGCUUUAUAUUCCUCGAGCAUUCGAUGCAAAUUCAAAAUGAAACAGUGAGUGCUGAGACAGUAAACGCUGGCAGAGAAAACGAAACAGCCUGUAGAACAACGAUUUACGAUAUGACCUAUUCAGAUCGCCAAUACAGAAACCUUGGAUUUCUUAUUGGAUUUUUUUCUUUUCUCUCUCCAUUCAGCUGCGCCGUUUUUUAUGUGCACAAUCUUGACGUGCCUGUCUACGUGCGCGUUGCAAUGAAUUUCCUAAAUGCCAUUUGUAUUUUUGUAUGUGGGAUGAUUCUUUUGCUCAAGAACAGGCUUGAGAUCGAAAGGAAAGACAAGGAGUCGGUGAGCGUUAAAAUUAUGGCUUGCUGUGUGGGUUCUGUUGGGUUUGCCAGUUUGAUGAUCGAAGCAGCUCUCGCAGAGUAUUGGGCGAGCACCCAAUAUGAAUUAAACAGCUACCAUUGGGCAUGCGCAGAGCUUUCGGUUCGCGGGCUCACGGCUUCUUUCUUGAUGGUCAUGUUCCUUCAUGUGAAUUCUCGCGCCUUACCCUUCAACAAUCCAGAUGUGAAGAUCAACCACUUUCUUGUACCAGUUCUGAUGCUUGGAGUUAUGGCUAACUUUGCAGCGUGUUUGAUUGAUCAAUAUUUUGGUCCUCUUGAGAAAAGAUUGAGAUGUGAGAUUACAGAAACGAGUUUGAGGCUGCUUCAUGAGGCAGGACAACCUAUGUACCUGGGAUUCCUAAUCCACGUGUUUCUUCAUUUCCUCAUCAUACAGACGAGAAUGGGUAGGUCCAGGAGGUCCCUGGCAAGAAACGACAUGAAUGCGCUGUUGUUGCAUUCAGAUGAAACAGAUAUCCAUCCGUGAAUUCAAGAUCCUGCCCAUCUACUGGGCAGAUCAAAUGCCGUAAUUACUUCAUUCAAAGUUCUCGACAUUAUCCAGCGGAUAAUUCUGUGCGAUCAAACUCGUUCAAUAGAGAAUACAAUACCAAAAAAGCUCCGUUCAUUUAAUUUCCAACAUAAACAAGGAAGUCUAACGCAUAAGUAAGAGCUUCCACUAGCCGUGAAAUUUGCGGGAGCACGGAGAAAACGCAACCACAACAUCCGCGUCCAUGUGGGGCAAUUUUUCGUGCUCCCGUGUUUUCGCUUGAGAGGCUGGCGCAAGCUAAUAUACGCAGUCAACUUCAAGCAUUUGAUUGCCCGGAUAUCACCGAGUCGCAAUUUGAUUGUUCAAGAGGGUGGCCGCACAA
Messenger RNA from Stylophora pistillata, 1574 nucleotides. RefSeq lists its product as uncharacterized. Lineage: Eukaryota; Metazoa; Cnidaria; Anthozoa; Scleractinia; Pocilloporidae. The record is from RefSeq and is a predicted model, not a curated record.